GCAAAGAAUCCGGUCUCCAUCCUGCCUUUACAUACGUAAUCUCUUCCCUAUUCCUUCACAGAUAUAGCCACCCGCGACUCCGCUUGGGUGUUUGACUUGGGUGACGUUGCCUUAUCAACGCAAUCCCCAGCCACUGACAUUUUUGCAACAUGGCGACGCAAAGGAAACCCGGUGGUUAUUGGAGUGCCGAGAACCCAAUCCCGACGAUCCAGCAGUUUCUAGAGAGCUUGGACAAAGACAAAAAAGAUCGAGACAGGAAAAUCGAUGAAUCUGGUCGAUCUCAGGCGCGGGAACAGAAACAUAGAGGACGUUAUCAGGACAUAGAGGCUGCCCCGCAUAAACCUGCGCCAGCAGCUAAGAACAGAAGACGAACCGUCACGGACCCAACGACAGGCCGGGAGAUUGAGAUAGACGAUGUCGGGAUUGAACACAUGAAAGCGGUGGAGGCUCCCAAAAUCACCGUUCCAAAUGCGAAUCUUGGCUUGCCAACCGCAGCUCAAACCCGGCCGGAUCAACCGCUGCGCGAAUAUAAGUAUAAACAGGAUAUUACAGCGCCUCCAGACCCAAUUGCCGAAGGAACAACUUCCGACGUCCCAAUUCAUGGUGAAAAGACGAACAUUUUAUUCCAUCCCACUCCGUCCAUUAGCUAUGAACCAAUGUUCAAGUCAUUGGAGAAACGUGGUGGUUUUCUCUGCGCAGCGAUCUUUUGGGCAAUCUUGAUUAUCGGCAAACUUGCCGGUAGUGCAUUGAAAUGGCUCAUCCCCCUCUCUGCUUGUGUUGCCUCUGGUGUAUGGCUUUGGAUUCAGGAUGUUAUCCGCAAAGGGAGGAAGCACGAGUGGAGCGCCGAACAGCUCCGAGGACAAACGGCCACGGCAAACCUGUUGCCAGAAUCUGUGGAAUGGUUAAAUAGCUUUCUAGAAGUUGUUUGGGGCCUGAUGGAUCCGGAGAUGUUCGCAGGUGUUGCUGAUACCAUUGAAGAUGUCAUGCAGGCGUCCGUACCAGGGAUCAUCGAGAAUGUUCGAGUAGCCGAGAUUGACCAAGGCUCAAAUCCAUUUCGUAUCCUCAGCCUAAGGUCGCUCCCAGAGAGUCAUGCCAAGGAUCUAGCGGAGGGUAUGCGGGAACACAACCUGAACACAAAAUCCGUGGAAGAAACAACUGCAGAGGAGGAAGGUGGAGACACUUAUACUCUUGAAUGCUCGUUUGCAUACCACGCCAAACCCACGGGUAACACUUCUUCCGCAAAGGCAGAAAAUAUGCAUAUGAUGCUAGUCUUUUAUCUUGGUGUUAAGGGCCUUUUCGGUGUUCCUCUUCCAAUUUUUGCAGAACUAAUAGAAGUGGUUGGAACCGUCCGACUUCGCGUGCAGCUCACACCUCAGCCACCAUACGCGAAGACAUUGACUUUUAGUUUGAUGGGUCUUCCGCAUGUCCGAGCUGGCUGUGUUCCAAUGGUCAGACACGGGGUGAAUAUUCUGAACUUACCACUGAUAUCCAACUUUGUGAACUAUGCAAUUGGGGCAGCAGCUAGCUUAUACGUCGCUCCCAAGUCUAUGACGCUAGACCUCGCCCAGAUGCUGCAAGGCGACGAUAUCCAGAAGGAUACGCUGGCGAUGGGUAUUUUGUGGGUGAGAGUCCAUCGCGCAGUUGGCCUGAGCAAACAAGAUAAACGUGGAAGCUAUGGAGGAGGAAGUGAUCCGUACAUCAACCUCUCAUUUUCAAAAUACGGCAAGCCGAUGUACUGCACAAGAGUUAUAUGCGACGAUCUCAACCCUGUAUGGGAGGAAGGGGCGGGCAUUUUAGUAACCCCGGAGAUUAUCAAGGCGAACGAGCAGUUGAGCGUCGAGUUGUGGGACUCUGACCGAAACACAGCCGACGACAUUGUGGGGAAGGUCGAGAUAUCCAUUCAAAAAAUGAUGGAACAUCCUAGUAAGAUGUAUCCCAUGGUUUCCAAACUCUGCGGCAUGGACGCUGGGUCGGAGAUGCCAGGUGAGUUACACUGGGAAGUUGGAUAUUUUGGCAAGCCGCGGAUGCGAAGGGAACUCCGAACAGACGGCAAAAACAAAAACUUGCCAGAAAACUUGAAAGGUCACCCACAGCUACGGGACGAGAUAGGUAGCAUCCUGAAUGAUGAGCAGGACGCUGUCAUGCACACUCCACCCGAUCCUCUCUGGCCAAGUGGGAUCUGUAGCAUCGUCGUUCAUCAAAUCGUCAACUUACAAUUUGCCAGAAUCAAGGGAACGCUGGGGAACCGCAAAGGUAAUGAGUAUGAUCCCGCCAGAGAAUACGGGGAAAACACGGACGAGGAAGGAAAAAAUCUGCCGACCAGCUAUUGCAUGAUUAUGUUGAAUGAUCAACUGGUAUAUCGAACACGAGCGAAAGCCGUCUCAAGCAAGCCAAUCUUCAAUGCAGGAACUGAGCGAUUCAUUCGGGACUGGCGAUCUGCCAUCAUCACAAUUGCAGUUCGCGAUCAGAGAUAUCGCGAGCACGAUCCAAUUCUGGGUGUAGUUCCCCUAAAACUGUCGGAAAUUCUCCACGCUCGAUCGCAAGUAACCCGAUGGUAUCCUUUGGACGGCGGUAUCGGAUACGGUCGCAUCCGCGUGUCAUUGCUCUUCCGAAGCGUUGAAACUCAACUCCCACGGCACAUGCUCGGUUGGGAUGUGGGAACCUUCGAAGUGGUGUCGGGCGGCAUCACCGCCAAGGGCUUCAACCACCACGUGAAAGUCAAGCUGCGCACCAGCGGGAGCGCCACUUCGAUCUCUCGAUCCGCCUGCCAUGACAUGCAAGAUGGAGGUGGUGUGUACAUCGAUUUGGGCUCCGAAGAGUCGAAGCGCAACACCCGCCUACCGGUGCAGCACCGUUAUCGAUCUGCAGUGGUCGUCGAGCUCCCCAGUGGCUCUACGAUCGGUUAUUCCGUCAUCUGGCUACAAGAUAUUGCAGACAACGAGGACGCCGCCCUCGACAUACCAAUUUGGACAACCAAAAACCCACAGCGGCUGACUCAAAACUACAUUAAAGAGGAUAACUGGGAGCAGAAGCGUAGUCCUGGUUUGGAGGACUUGACUAUAGCGGGACGACUCCAGCUUUCAUGUCGUUUUGCUCCAGGCUUCAGCGAGGUCCAUGAGCGGCUUAUUGCUGACAAUAAUACGAGAGAAACCUUCGAGGCCUGGGAGGCUUGCAUUGCUGAAGGUGUGCGCGAGCGCCGGGUACAAGUAGAAGUCCCGGAAAAUAUCAAAGAAUUGCACGCUAAGUCAUUAAUCAGCGAGCGAGACAUUCUACGAUACAACGCAGUAGACGGGGAAAUAGCACAAGAGAAAUGGUUUCAGGGGCAUGGUCUCGAUUGGUCUAUGGCUUUUGGAGAUAGCCCGCAUGGCCUAGCUGAUUUCAAACAAGCAACGGAUGAAGAAGAUUCAGACAAGAGGGCAUCCAUCCAUUCCCAGGCUCAAGGUGCAGAUGCACAGGGCCAGGAUGGACAUUAUUCGCGGAACGCCGACGGCGAGCCAUCAAAUCGGGCCAAUGCAUCUCAGAAUACAGAAGACGAGGCGCAGGAUGCCGAGUCCAUAGUCACGGACGCAAAUUCCCACGCAGCGGAUUUCGAAACAAGGGAGGAUAGACGCCAGCGGCUCGGCAACAAACAGAAUAAACGGACUGAAAAGCGAAAACUUCGGGGAUCUAUGCAAUGGGCACCAGCACGUAACGCAGCCUUCGUUAAACACGAGGCAACAUUUGCCCUCAAGAAAAUAAAGAACAAGGUCUCCGGCAGCUUGACGGGCAGAGAGCCGGAUAUCGAAACCGAAAUUGGAUAAAAGUGCGUGACCCGGUAGCGCACACUUUCUUAUAUUCUUCCGCAUCUACAAGUGUAAUUUUAUCAAUCGCACUGCACGUCCUUGUAUAGAGCGACGUUGUAGUUACUCAUAUAUAA
Coccidioides posadasii C735 delta SOWgp is the source of this 3916-nucleotide messenger RNA. RefSeq lists its product as uncharacterized. The record is from RefSeq and is a predicted model, not a curated record. Gene Ontology annotation, molecular function: lipid binding. Lineage: Eukaryota; Fungi; Ascomycota; Eurotiomycetes; Onygenales; Onygenaceae.